Messenger RNA from Striga asiatica, 441 nucleotides. Lineage: Eukaryota; Viridiplantae; Streptophyta; Magnoliopsida; Lamiales; Orobanchaceae. The record is from the annotation of a GenBank genome assembly.
AUGAUCGAUCGAUUCUGUCCGAAAGAGAGAAAAAAACUCAAGCUUUCCGGCCUAUCUUCAAACCACGAUCGCGUCCACUCCAGGCCAUCAUUCUUUUUCCUUUUAACAACUGGUUCAUUAAUCUUGAAGCUACUAGUCUCAACAUUGAAUUUCGGAGAUCAGGAACAACAAACAAAUUUAAAGGAGUUGAAUUUUAGGGAAAAAUUAAUAUAUCCAAACCUCAUUUCAAAGGCCCAAAUCUGGGGAUUUAUUCUCGAAAAUUUUUCAUCAUUCACCUCCUUGAUGCAUCUCUCCGACAACCCCCGCAGUCACGGCUGUUUGUGUCGUGGAGUUCUCAAGAAACAAAUUUUUGUAGGGGCCGAGUUUGAUUAUGAUGAAGAGGACCCGAAGCUAGACUUGAACGACGCCACUUUACGGCUGACGCUUGGAUAUUAUCAUUGA